This is a messenger RNA of Malus domestica (apple), 2408 nucleotides long. RefSeq lists its product as uncharacterized. The record is from RefSeq and is a predicted model, not a curated record. NCBI's taxonomy places the organism in Eukaryota, Viridiplantae, Streptophyta, Magnoliopsida, Rosales, Rosaceae.
UUCUUCUUCCUCCUCCUCCAAGCCGAAACGCUUUGAUCCGACUGCUGCUUGUUUACGUUGUCCGAAACCCUAAUUCUCACCGACCUAUUCCCAACGAAAAGUCGAAAGCUUGUCGAGCAUGAACAAGGACGCUGCCUAAAGGCUCGAGUCCCAUGAGAAAAAAUGCUGGUUAAAGCAACCCUAUACCUCCUCCUCCUCCUACUCCAUCGGCGCACUUUAGCCUCUUCCAGUCUCCCUCCGUUCCGAUCGCCAUGUCGAGAUUUUUGACGUUUAGGAGUUUUAGGAAAGUUGCGAAUACGGUGGUUAAUAGCCCGAAACAGAGUUGUCCUGAAGCGGUCAAGUAUGGGACAAUUGUUAGAGUUAGCCUCCGUCUUCCCCAAUACAGAUUAUACAGGGACUAUACGUUUCCUACAAGAGGACAUGCCUCAUUUUCAUUGUAUAAUAACACGAAGAAUUUUUCCACGAGUUUUGGUGUCAUUCCCGCAAGGAGUGCAGUGAGACACCAUGCCCAAGUUGCUUGGAAAAGGCUCUCUGAAAGUUUUUCCUCAAGUGGUCGUGGAUUCUCGCGUAUAAAUAAAUUUGCACAAGCUUUCAGCUUGGCUGUAACCCGCUCUAACCUGUUGCUUCCUGGUAUUUUUGCCUUCACAAGUGGGAAGUUAGCAUGGUCACAGAGGUCUUUGGCAGAAACAGAAUACCACCCACCAUCAAAUACUUUGUAUAUGCACGCACAGGAUGGACAUGCUUUUAUGACCUCAUUAGCGUUUGCAGUUUUAGAAGGGACAAUCUUGGUAUUAAGAACAGUCACCUUAGGAAUCUUGUUCACACCCAGCAUAGUGAUGGCUGUAUUUGCUGACUGCUUUGGACCUGAGUUUAGGAAGUUGUGGCUUCAUGUUGUUCUCCGAACAUUGGAAUUGGCAGGUCCAGCUUUCAUCAAAUGGGGUCAAUGGGCAGCUACACGGCCUGAUCUCUUCCCGAGAGAUCUAUGCACCAAGCUCUCUGAGCUUCACACCAAAGCUCCUGAACAUAGCUUUGCCUACACAAAGAAAACUAUCGAACGAGCGUUUGGCCGCAAGCUGCCUGAGAUUUUUGACAAUUUUGAAGAGAAACCAGUAGCAUCUGGAAGUAUUGCUCAAGUGCAUCGAGCUACUUUAAGAUUUAGGUACCCUGGUCAACGGGUGAAGCCCAUGGUAGUUGCAGUAAAGGUUAGACACCCUGGUGUUGGUGAAUCAAUUAGGAGAGAUUUUGUUAUAAUCAAUCUGGUCGCAAAAAUUUCAAAGUUCAUUCCUGCCUUAAAGUGGUGGAGAUUGGAUGAAAGUGUGCAGCAGUUUGCAGUUUUUAUGAUGUCUCAAGUUGACCUUGCAAGGGAAGCUGCCCAUUUGAGCCGCUUUAUUUAUAAUUUCCGUAGAUGGAAGGAUGUCUCUUUCCCGAAGCCUUUGUAUCCACUUGUGCAUCCUGCUGUUCUGGUGGAAACUUAUGAACAAGGGGAAUGUGUGUCACACUAUGUUGAUGGUCUUGAAGGGCAUGAACGGAUUAAAUCUGCACUUGCUCACAUCGGGACACAUGCACUUUUGAAGAUGCUCCUGGUGGACAACUUUAUUCAUGCAGACAUGCAUCCUGGAAAUAUCCUUGUCCGGGUGCCUAAGAACAAGUCUUCUAGGAAUAGACUCUUCAAAUCAAAUCCUCAUGUCAUUUUCCUUGAUGUAGGCAUGACUGCUGAACUCUCUAAACAUGAUAGAGUAAAUUUAGUGGAAUUUUUCAAGGCGGUUGCUCGUCGUGAUGGGCGCACUGCUGCUGAGUCCACCCUCAGACUAUCUAAGCAACAGAAAUGCCCUAACCCAAAGGCUUUCAUUGAGGAAGUGGAGGAGUCAUUCGAUUUCUGGGGAACUCCAGAAGGUGAUCUGGUCCAUCCUGCUGAGUGUAUGCAGCAGUUACUGGAGAAAGUUAGGCGUCAUAGAGUCAAUGUUGAUGGCAAUGUCUGUACUGUCAUGGUAACAACUUUGGUUCUCGAGGGAUGGCAGCGGAAACUCGAUCCUGCAUACAAUGUGAUGGACACAUUGCAAACGCUACUUCUCAAAGCUGACUGGGCAAAGUCACUUUCGUACACAAUUGAGGGACUAAUGGCUCCAUAAGAAGGUCUUUGUCAGUGGUACAAUGACAAAACAAUUUUGACAGUUCUAAAACCCGAAAUACACCCGUCCCAAGCGAUUCGACGCGACUGCCUUGAUCUUUAAUUUCAUUCAAAUUUUUGUUGUUGAUAAAUUGCAGUAGAAUUUUGAAGGUUGAAUCCUUCGUGUGUAGUUUGUUAUCGCAGAAAAGCGUUUCCACUUUUUGCAGCCUGAGAAACACCAAGCAAAAACAGUAGAGGGAAAAGAAAAGAAAUAAAGUGAAGAACCAUUCUUUCAAUCUUA